Messenger RNA from Sciurus carolinensis (gray squirrel), 2678 nucleotides. RefSeq names its product C-X-C motif chemokine receptor 5 (gene Cxcr5). The transcript is spliced from 2 exons. The record is from RefSeq and is a predicted model, not a curated record. Gene Ontology annotation, cellular component: membrane. Gene Ontology annotation, molecular function: C-X-C chemokine receptor activity. Bases 1 to 1125 code for a protein of 374 amino acids. Lineage: Eukaryota; Metazoa; Chordata; Mammalia; Rodentia; Sciuridae. Gene Ontology annotation, biological process: G protein-coupled receptor signaling pathway; lymph node development; immune response.
AUGAACUACCCCCUGACCCUGGACAUGGACCUCAUAAACUACAACCUGGAGGACCUGUACAAGGAGUUUGCCAACUACAAUGACAGCACAGAGACCCCCCUACCGGAAAGUCACUUCUGCUCCACAGAAGAGGGGCCCCUACUGACCUCCUUCAAGGCUGUGUUCAUGCCUGUGGCCUACAGCCUCAUUUUCCUCCUGGGCAUGAUGGGCAACAUCCUGGUGCUGGUGAUCCUCGAGCGGCACCGUCAGACGCGCAGCUCCACGGAGACCUUCCUGUUCCACCUGGCUGUGGCUGACCUCCUGCUAGUCUUCAUCCUGCCCUUUGCUAUAGCCGAAGGCUUUGUGGGCUGGGUCCUGGGGACCUCCCUCUGCAAAAUUGUGAUUGCUCUGCACAAGAUCAACUUCUACUGCAGCAGCCUGCUCCUAGCCUGCAUCGCCGUGGACCGUUACCUGGCCAUUGUUCAUGCCGUCCACGCCUACCGUCACCGCCGCCUCCUCUCCAUCCAUAUCACCUGCGCAACCAUCUGGCUGGCGGGCUUCCUCUUCGCUUUGCCAGAGAUGCUUUUUGCCAAGGUCAGCCAACCCCACAGCAAUGACUCCCUACCACGUUGCACCUUCUCCCAGGAGAACCAAGCUGAGACCAAUGCCUGGUUCACCUCCCGCUUCCUCUACCAUGUUGGGGGCUUUCUGCUGCCAAUGCUGGUGAUGGGCUGGUGCUACGUGGGGGUGGUGCACAGACUGUGCCAAGCCCAGAGGCGCCCUCAGCGACAGAAAGCAGUCAGGGUGGCCAUCUUAGUGACAAGCAUCUUCUUUCUCUGCUGGUCACCCUACCACAUUGUCAUCUUCCUGGACACCCUGGCCAGACUGAAGGCCGUGGGCAACAGCUGUGAACUGAAUGGCUCUCUCCCCGUGGCCAUCACCAUGUGUGAGUUCCUGGGCCUGGCCCACUGCUGCCUCAACCCCAUGCUCUACACCUUCGCUGGCGUGAAGUUCCGCAGUGACCUGUCUCGACUUCUGACCAAGCUAGGUUGUACCGGCCCUGCUUCUCUGUGCCAGCUCUUCCCUAGCUGGCGCAAGAGCAGUCUGUCUGAGUCAGAGAAUGCCACCUCCCUCACCACCUUCUAGGUCCUAGCACCCCACCCUUUGUUUCUGCUUUCUUUGGGGCAAGCAGUGGUGGUAGAGCCCCUUCCAACAGGAGCUGGGGUCCUAAGUGUUACCCUGACUACCUCCUGGCAGGGGGGUCAGCUUCUCUCUAGGACAUCCCCACAGCUCUUUUGCCAGCCCUGAGGCUAGGCUGGAGUCCAAGGAGGGGAAAGCAGACAAAAGGCAAAGCAAAGGAUAUCUGGACCCAUCUGCAUCACCCUGGGCUGAGAGAACUCCACACACCUCCCACUCUAGCCAGCCCAGGCCUGGCCAUUGGGAAAGUCAGUCCCCUUCCGGAAUACACUCAUCCUCUUAAGGGUCGCUGACUGCCACAGAUACUCACCUCUCCUCCUAUACCCCUGCCAAAUGAAGCCAGGAGAAGCUGGCACUGGGGGAUGAGCACAGAUUAAAGCUGAGGAACGGCCAGCUAGCAACAGAGUGUGGCCUUAACGUGUCUUAGUUCCUUAAAUACAGACAUUCUGCCAGGCCAACCCUGCAGCUGUCUUGACCAAGAAGGAAGCUUGGACUGAUCUACUUUAGGUAGCUGCCUUGACUGUGACCAAAACAGCACUGGAUCAGCCCCGUGCCAAGGGGUCCUGGAUUACAGAUGGAAGACAGACUCCAAAUGCUCCUGGAGGCCAGCCAGUGUCCUAAGGAACAGCAGAAGGCAGGCCAGCAGAAGAGGAGUGGAGGAAUGGAAAAAACUGCUACCCCAGCCCCCACAGAGGGACAAUCAAUCAAAUCCAGCUGUCUUCUCUGCCCAGGGAGCAGAUGGAGGUGGGUGGAAAGCUCCCAGGUUGGGCCAGGGGAGGCAGGAUCCAGGGCCCUGGUGGGCUCCGGGCAUCGAUGGAAGGAGGCAGACUCAUUCUUUCCCUGGCACCCUUCUACAAUCUAUGGGGCCAUGGAAACUGGAACAACAGAGGGUCCUGGUCACAGCAGACUGAACCUUAGCCAAGAGUCAGAAUGGAGACAGAGACCCCCUGGAAAGGUCCUCUGGAAGUCAUCUCAUCCAGUUCCCCACUCUAUGGUGUCCACUUAGGCAGGGCAACGUGAGAAGCAGACCUGGGCAGGGAAGUCCCCAGACCCCAGGAAGCCAGGCCCAGCCCCUCAGAGGAUACUACUCAGAUGGAACCAGACAAAGCUGCUCCUCGCGCACUCAGGGAAGGCCUGUCGGGACAAUCUGGGCUCUCCCUCUCAGCCUCCGGUCUGGGGUGGGGCAUCAGGAGUCUCUGCAUCACCCCGUUCCACUGGAGUCAGGCCGGCCCCUGGAGGCCUCCACUGGAAAUCAGCACUGCGGCCUGGGGGGCUGUGCCCUUGCCACAGAAUGAAGGUGAAACCCUGGCAUCCCCCCUCUUCUCCCAGCAUCCAAGAGCAAGCUGGGCAGUGGAGGAGCCAGACACAGAAGCAAAAAGGCAAAAGGUUGGAUUCUGAAUUUUCUCUUUUUAAUAAAAAGGCACCUAUAAAACAGGUCAAUACAGUACAGGCAGCACAGAGACCCCCAGAACAAGCCUAAAAAUUGUUUCAAAAUAAAAACC